Messenger RNA from Ruditapes philippinarum (Manila clam), 2458 nucleotides. RefSeq lists its product as uncharacterized. The record is from RefSeq and is a predicted model, not a curated record. The transcript has 12 exons. Bases 141 to 2123 code for a protein of 660 amino acids. NCBI's taxonomy places the organism in Eukaryota, Metazoa, Mollusca, Bivalvia, Venerida, Veneridae. Gene Ontology annotation, molecular function: enzyme inhibitor activity.
AUAAUCUGACAAUUUGUAAAUUUUCACUAACAUGUGUAUAUGCUUCAAAAAUUAUAUUUCUGCGAUAUUCAAUUUAAUUUUUAUUUUCAAAACCGGAAAUUAACAUUUUACUUAACAUAUUAUUCUUUAUCUAAAUCAUAAUGAACAUGCCAACCUAUCAACAAUUUGGAUUAUUGUUUUUGAUCGCAAUACUUCAAACAGAAUGCGCACCAUCCGAAAGGAAGCCUAGACAAAGUCCUUUCGGGGGCGGAAUGGGAGCGAGCCCAUUCCAUUCCGGGCACAGUGGUGGACCGAUGUCUGGACCCAUGGGUGGAAUGGGUCACAUGGGACCAUCUAUGGGAGGGCCGACGAUGGGUGGUCAGAGUCAUGGAAGUUCGAGCUCUAUGUUCAGGACGUCAGUAGGCCUAGGAUGUGUUCGCCAUAAUAUUGUAUGUCCAAAGUGGUGCCUUGCCGUUGAUUCUAAUGGUUGCAAGUCAUGUCCUUGUGGACCAGGUGGAGGAAUGAACGCUGGUGCCGGUGGUCCAAUGGGCGGAGCUUUGCCUGGUAUUCCGAUGGGUGGACCAAUGUCAGGCAGUCCAAUGGGUGGAGCUGUGCCAACGGGCGGAGCUAUACAAAAUGGAGGUAGUCAUGGCAGUAGUUUCGGAAGUGGUACCAGUGGAAGCGGAAAUAGUGGAACUGUCACUGGAAAUGGUGUUGGAAGUGUUGGAGGCGGGUCUUAUGUUGGAGGCGGGUCAGUCAGUUCAACUUCAACACAAACCUUUGUUACAACUAAACCAGUGAAAGAGUGUGCGGCGACACUUUUAUGCUCGUCCACGUGCAAAGAAUAUGUUCUUGGCAGCACGAGCUCUAGCGGAUGUCGAUCAUGCUCAUGUCCGUCAAGUCACCACGUGUCAACAACAACUGUAAACUAUAUAGUCCAGACAGUACAACCUGCCAAAAAGGAGUGUAGUGUGACAGCAUAUUGCAUGAGGUCGUGUAGCGGAGGUUAUGUCAUGUCUAAAACUGAUGGAUACGGAUGUCCGGAAUGCUCUUGUCUAAAAGUUGAAAAGCCUUAUGUUCCACCCAUCGAAAUAGCUGUAGAGCCACCGCCAGAGAAAUAUCAAUAUCCUGUUGAAAUCGCCGUUGAACCUCCACAAUAUACGCAACAGGUUCAAACAUUGACUCUAACUUGCGCCGCCCACUCGUGUAACAGUGGCUGCACAGUUGGCUAUAAAUGUGGCAGAGACGGAUGUCCAUCUUGCGAAUGCAUCCACCCAGCUGUUGUCGGACUCUCAACGGUUCAUCAGGUUUAUAUUGAGAAGCCCGUCCGGUGCAGAAAUACGCUGGCAUGUCCAUCAAGCUGUAGUCUAGGGUACAAGUGUGGUAUUGACGGUUGUCCAACGUGUGAAUGCCUCGUUGCUACGACAACCAAUUACAUACAAACUCGACCUCAAUACACUGCCCAAACAUGCACACAUACACUUACAUGUGCCGCAACGUGUACGCACGGAUAUGAGCUGUUCACUGACGGCAUGAGUUCCUGCUCUAAAUGCGCGUGCAAACAAGCUGUUUAUGCUACGAAACCACAAUAUACUGUUGAGCGACCAGGACCACAAUACCAGAUAGUCCAGUGUCCGAGCACUGAUUCGUGCUCAGGUGAAUGUCCUUACGGGUAUGAAGUGAUAAAAACUGACGGAGGUUGCCCAAAGUGCCAGUGUAAACAAGGGCCUUUAUAUUACGUCAUGAAGCCAAGUAAAUCUUGCGAUAAUUGUGAGAAGACAUAUUACGGUGACGUCAGCACGCAUAUCAGUAGUGGAAGUGGCGUCAGUUACGUCACUGGUACAGGUAUCAGUGGAAUGACCAGCACGGGAUACGUUAUAUCAAGUGGUGGUGGUGGGGGAGGCUCGAAUUACGUUUUAUCAAGCGGUAGAGGGGAGAGUUCGGGAUACAUUUUAUCAAGUGACCGAGGAGUCGGAGGGAUUAGCCCCGGCUAUAGAUCCAGUACGGCUGGUAUAGCCAUGUAUGGAUCGAGCGAUUGCGCACCUUUGCCGCCAGACUGUCAGCCAUCUUGUAUAAAGUAUGAAACGCCACACUGCAGGAAAUGUGUCUGUGAAACAUCAUAUGUGAGAUAUUCCCAAGGAUAGUGGAAAGUGGUGGUGUAUCUACUUAAUUGUAAAAAUGCUAUAUAAAACAGUGACACAUAAUAUUGCAUUUUACAUUCUUUAUUGAGAAACAUGGAACAUAGCACUUGUUGCACAUCAAUUGUAAUUUCCUUCAUAUCAAUUUGAUUCUUUGCCUUUGAAAUAACAGCUCUUUUUGUUACAGGAAAUUUUAGAGAUAAAUAAAAAUACAUUUAGUUUUAAACGAAAUAUUGAUAAUCAAACAAAACUACUGUAUAAAAUACUCAAUCAAAUAUUUAAGAAGUUUCUCAUUUGAACACUAUUUUUCAUCUAUAAAUUUAAAAACACUUCUGUCAGUA